This is a messenger RNA of Syngnathus acus (greater pipefish), 5010 nucleotides long. It is a transcript of the gene rgs12a, whose product is annotated as regulator of G protein signaling 12a. Bases 208 to 4356 code for a protein of 1382 amino acids. The record is from RefSeq and is a predicted model, not a curated record. The transcript has 18 exons. Gene Ontology annotation, biological process: signal transduction. NCBI's taxonomy places the organism in Eukaryota, Metazoa, Chordata, Actinopteri, Syngnathiformes, Syngnathidae. Gene Ontology annotation, molecular function: GTPase activator activity; protein binding.
GUGCCGCGUCCACGACACCGCCGCAUAUGGAGACCACUUCAAUCGCGACCCUAAUGUAUUGUUUGGAAUAACUGGCCCUUAAAAAUGGAAUCGCCUGACGUGAAAAUGUCAAAACUGGGCGUUUAAAAGCUGUGGACUAUUUUUUUUUUUCAGGGGGAGACUUUCGACACCGUAUGAGUAUGACAACAACACAAUAGUGUUGGCAAAAUGAGGAUCCAGGGUCAACCCGAGAGUGCCAGGAGGCGCUUGGAUUUAAGCGCAUCUGGCGAGCUGCGGCGCGUGGAAGUCCACCGUGGUCGUACAGGCUACGGGUUUACCAUCUCAGGACAGUGGCCAUGUUUAUUGAGCGGCAUCUUGGAGGGAAGUCCCGCCCAUCUGGUGGGACUCAAACAAGGCGACGGCAUCAUGGCGAUCAACGGAGCCGACGUAUCUACCGCUUUGCACGAGACCGUGGUGCAGAUGAUCGGCCGAUGCAUCGGGCCGCUGCGCUUGGUCGUGCAUACCGAAGGCCGCGUCAUCGGGAACCCCAUUCUACACGACGAAAAGUUUUUAAUAAGCCCCAAAAAGGCCAGCGUCCUACGCGCCAUCUCGCACGAUUCACCCAAUUCCGACAACUGGCGCCACGUGCUUGUCGGCAAGCAAAGGCCACUAUCAGAACCGGACAUGUCACAUUGGUCCAAACAACAAAGUGCCGAAACGCAAGAGCCAAAGUAUGAACGCCAUUCUGUUUUUACGGACGGCGAGGACGUUAAUCCAGACUGGAGCAUUUUAAACAUGACCUUGGUGGUGGGCUACCUGAGCUCCACCGAGCUGAUCUUAAAUACGUCGCAAUUGGAGGACGACAGCUUGAAGGCCAUCCGAGAGCGAAUACGCCAGCUGGGCACGGAGCAGGAUACCCACACGCUAGUCAUGAUGAAGAUUACGUUUGAUUGCAUCCGACUUUGCGAUGACAUGGGAGCCGUUUUGGCGGCCUUUCCCACCGAGAACUUGGUCCUAGGGGCCGUUUGCGCCGAGGACCCUCGUUUCUUUUGCCUGGUGACCACCGCGCACAUUAUCAACGGCUGCGCCCCACAAGACACUCCGCUGAGAGCCUCCUGUCACGUUUUCUUCAUUGACCCGGAGCUGGGAAACCACGAUGAGCACAUAGGUAUUGCCGGGCGCUUUGGCUUCGACUGCACGCCUGAUCCGGACACCUCUGGUUGCCUGGAAUUCCCCCAGGCUCCGCCGGAUGUUCUUAAUUUUGUCACGGUCCUGUACAGUGAUAUGGGGGACGCAGUGGAGAGGCUUCGAGCCAAACUGGACUCGGAGGCUCAGCAGCAAGACAAGGCGAACGUCCAAAAAGGUAGUGCCAGUAGUAACGGAGACAGCGGCAUUGACAAUGCCUCACCCCCUGAGGAAAGAGCCGCCAGGGAUUUCCCUUGCGUAAUCCAAAACCACUCCGGGGUCCUCCUCCCCACCUGUCCAUGGGAUAAUCCCGCAUCCCCAGACCAUAUCCCGAGAAACCGCUACAAUAAUGGCCACCUAAAAAAUAAUGGUAGCACACACUCCCUUUCAGAGUCGCUUCCCGGGCCUGAUUCUCUCACUGACUUUUACGGACGUCCCCCGCCUCGCUUGAAGUUCCAGUUCAAGCCUCCGCCUCCUCUUUCCCUUUUGGAUAAAAAAAAUAGCCUCUCAGAAGAGCCUCUCCGGGGUAGCCAGCGUUGGUUCUCCAAGCCAAAAUGGCCCAAAUCCCUCAGAGGUGAUCCAGAGCCUACAGUGACAUGGAACGACGACAACUGGUUAGCUGACGUUGGCUCGGGUGCCAAAGCGCGGAGCCUACCGCCGCCCAUGAGCCAGAUUCCCUCAGACCGGUAUCGGUCUGCCGAGGUCCUCCCGAUGAUGCCCCCCAAAGAGGAAUGGACCCAAGCGUUUGUCCACCGGAAGAAUGAGCGUGGCAAAAAUGGCUCCAGAUUUUGGGGCUUGGGUGCACUCCGUGCCUCCAAACGCCGCUCUUCAAAGCGUCUUAGCUUGGCCCGAUCUCUGGAUGACCUUGAGUCGGCGGCUUCCUCCGACGGCGAUUCCGGCGGCGUUCAGUUGCAGGGAUGCUGCAGCCACAGCAGCCUGAACAGUAACGGAAGCCUUCCGGGAAGCCACCGAGGGCUUCCGGAACAACGCGUGGCCAGCUGGGCCGGCUGCUUCGAGCGCCUCCUCCAGGACCCGGUGGGCGUUCGCUACUUUUCGGAAUUUCUCAAGAAAGAAUUUAGUGAGGAGAAUAUCUUGUUCUGGCAAGCCUGUGAAUACUUCAACCAUGUUCCUGCGACUGACAAAAAGCAGCUGUCCCAGAGAGCCGGCGAGAUCUACAACAGCUUUCUGUCCAGCAAGGCCACCAUGCCGGUCAACAUUGACAGCCAAGCUCAACUGGCCGACGACGUCCUCACGUCCCCGAGGCCCGACAUGUUCAAGACGCAGCAGCUGCAGAUCUUCAAUCUGAUGAAGUUUGACAGCUACUCCCGUUUCCUCAAGUCUUCCCUUUACAAGGAGUGCAUGCAUGCCGAGGUGGAUGGCCUCCCCUUGCCGGAUCCCUACCAGAUCCCCUGCAGUCCCGCACCGUCCAAACACAGCGCUAGCUCGGACCGCUCGACCCUUUCCACUCCCAAGAAGGACGCCAGGAAGCAGCGGUCGGGGAGGUCACUCAAUGAGGACAGCCGAGAUGAAAGCGCCGACAAAAAACGUGGGAUUUUCUUUUCGUGGUCUCGCAAUCGGAGCUUUGGCAAGGGUCCUAAAAAGAAGGACAUUAGCGAUAUUAAUCUCGACUAUUGGGGUAGUAACGGCCGAAGGGAGUCCCAAGGCUCCUUGUCUUCCAGUACCAGCCUGGAGAUGGCCACUUCUUGCUCUGCUGGCAAGAUAGAGUCAGACAAUCGACACUCGGUGGGCGCGUGGGAUCGCUCCCCAAAGCAAUGCAGCGUGAUGCUGCCCGACAGCUCCAUCUCCUCCAUCACUCUUCGGCCCGGCGCCUCCAUUCGGGAGGUCCUCCAAGUUCUGUGUCACGGCAUCAGUGUUAACGUGGCGGCGGUGGAUCUCUUCCUGGUGGGAGGCGAAAAGCCUUUAGUGUUGGACCAAGACUGCAUGACCCUCAGCUCGCGAGAUCUGCGAUUGGAAAAGAGGACCUUGUUCCGACUGGACCUGGUGCCCAUUAACCGCUCAGUAGGGCUGAAAGCCAAACCCACCAAGCCGGUCGCUGAAGUCUUACGCCCCGUGGUGGCCAAGUAUGGCCUCCUGCUCACUGAACUGGUGGCCAAAAUAAACGGCCAAAUGGAACCUUUGGACCUGGGAGCCCCCAUAUCCAGUCUGGACGGUCUGCGUGUCGUGCUGGACCGGGUUGACCCGGCCUCGGCCAAAGAUGUACCCAAGAGCUCCUCCCUCAAAAGCCAACCACCGACCAGGAGUCUAUCGGCAACAGGAGAUGAGAGGUCAACAGCGCCAAAGGAGUUUUGUGGGCGGGCAAGUGGACUGGACUCGGCGCUACCAGGCGAAAAAAGAAAACAGAAAAAGAUAAAUAUAGACGAAGCCGAAGAAUUCUUCGAGCUGCUGAGCCGGGCGCAGAGCACCCGGGCCAAUGACCAGCGCGGACUACUGACCAAAGAGGACUUAGUGCUUCCCGAUUUUUUGCGUCUGGUGCCCCUUCCCGAUUGCCCCUCCUCGGACCCGGCGUGCUCCACACCGGAGUCUCUGAAGCAAAGCCGUGAGAACGGCGGGCACCCUCGAGGGCCGCUGGCCUCGGGCCUCCGCUCCGAGAGUCUGGACUCCUCGCUCGGACACUCCGGGGCCAGGCGGUGCCUGAUGCCCCCGUCUCGCCACUCACCCUUCGGCACCCACUUAUCCCCCAUCCCGCGGCCCCCGGACGCCCGGUCGAGCCUCCGCACCGUGGAGGAGGACACUCACGCCGACUUGACCCUGGUGGGGGAGGGUGACAUCAACAGCCCCAACAGCACGCUGCUGCCAGCGUCCCCGUCCCCCAUGCCGUCUCUGGAGGGGAGCCUGCCCGAAGCUAACUUCACCCCGCCGCCUCCACCCUGCCCUCACCCACAAGACGCGGACGCAAAUUCCACUCCAGGCACCAACUGCGCCUCCAAAGCACCUGGUGGGAACGAAGCGCAGGAAGUGAUGGACGUGGAGGGGGUGCACCUGGAAGAGGGAGCGCCGACCGAGACGCCCCGCGGGGACGAGUCGGAGCUCAGCUUGAGCUUUCAGGGCUACGUGGCCGAGUUGCGCCAGUGCCAGAGUCGGAUGAGGAACACCCAGCAGAUGCCUCACGGCACCGUUCGCCCGGAUGAACCGGACUGCAAAGCGGACCUCUUUAAGGCCACCGUCGUCUAAUGAGCCCUCUACUCCCCUUCCCCCCUCCCCUCCGAGUCCACUGAUGCACUUUGAAAGCCCCAAGGGAAGGAGUCAAACAACUCUGCAUGUCCAUUAAGGCCUCCCCUCUAUGAAAUGAUUGUUAUCGUACAUUGGAAUUCUGGUGUUUUGGUACGUUCAGUUGGUGUAAUUUGGUGUUUUUGGUUUAGCUUGAAAUUUCUAUGACAAGCCAUAAAAAAUGACAACUUCUAAUACGGCAUAUUGUUUUAUUUGCUGCGUUUGUAUUAGUAUUUUUAUUUAGUAUGUCCCUCUGCGGACUUUAUGAAGAAAUAUUGUUCAAAUUUGUGUUUUUAAAAUAGUUUUUGAUUUUAUUAGAUAUUUUCGCUACCAUCCAAGUAAAUGGUUGUUUGAUUUAUUUUAAAUUCAAUUGAACAGGACCAAUCGUCUUAACUUAUAUUUUUCCAAUCAUGUUUACGUCAAUAUUUUUGAUGAUUUUACUUCGCCCAUACCCAAUAUUGUGUUUCAUCUAAAACUACCAAAUUCAUUUUUUUUAGGAUCAACAAAUGAAUUCCUCCUUUGUGCUUCCUGUGUUGAUUCCGGAUGGCUGAAUAUUUCCUGUACUUUCUGCUUCUGUGGUUGAAGUUGUCAAUUAAAAAAGAAUCUCUGAUGACUUUA